UCCUCUGCCCGGCCAGGACCCUGAGAGGCGCUCACCAUGAGCGGCGGCGAAGUGGUCUGCUCGGGAUGGCUCCGCAAGUCCCCCCCGGAGAAGAAGUUGAAGCGUUAUGCAUGGAAGAGGAGAUGGUUUGUGUUACGCAGUGGCCGUUUAACCGGAGAUCCAGAUGUCUUGGAAUAUUACAAAAAUGAUCAUGCCAAGAAGCCUAUUCGUAUUAUAGAUUUAAAUUUAUGUCAACAAGUUGAUGCUGGAUUGACAUUUAACAAAAAAGAGUUUGAAAACAGCUACAUUUUUGACAUCAACACUAUUGACCGGAUUUUCUACUUGGUAGCAGACAGUGAGGAGGAGAUGAAUAAGUGGGUUCGUUGUAUUUGCGACAUCUGUGGGUUUAAUCCUACAGAAGAAGAUCCUGUGAAGCCACCCGGCGGCUCCUUACAAGCACCAGCUGAUUUACCUUUAGCUGUAAAUGCAGCACCACCAUCCACCCAGGUGGAUGCGUCCUCCGCUGCUCUCCCUCCUCCAUAUCAGCUCAUCAGUGUCCCCCCACACCUGGACGCUCUCGGACUCCAGGAGGAUCCUCAAGACUACCUCUUGCUAAUCAACUGUCAAAGCAAGAAGCCUGAACCCACCAGAACACAUGCUGACUCUGCAAAAUCCACAUCUUCUGAAACAGACUGCAAUGACAACGUUCCUGCUCAUAAAAAUCCUGCUCCCUCCCAGAGCAAACAUGGAGUGAAUGGCUUUUUUCAGCAGCAAAUGAUGUAUGACUCUCCACCUUCACGUGCUGUGUCUGUUUCUGUAGACUCCAGCCUGUAUUACCUGCCCAGGAGCUAUUCCCACGAUGUUCUACCAAAGGUGUCUCCAUCAAGUACCGAAGCAGAUGGAGAACUCUAUGUUUUUAAUACCCCAUCUGGGACAUCGAGUGUAGAGACUCAAAUGAGGCAUGUAUCUAUUAGUUAUGACAUUCCUCCAACACCUGGUAAUACUUACCAGAUUCCACGAACAUUUCCAGAGGGGCCCUUGGGACAGACGUCAAAGCUGGACACUAUUCCAGAUAUUCCUCCACCUCGGCCACCGAAACCACAUCCAGUUCAUGACCGAUCUCCUGUGGAAACGUGCAGUAUCCCGCGCACGGCCUCAGACACUGACAGUAGUUACUGUAUCCCUGCAGCAGGGAUGCCGCCAUCACGGAGUAACACCAUUUCCACUGUGGAUCUGAACAAAUUGAGAAAAGAUGCUAGUUCUCAAGACUGCUAUGAUAUUCCACGAACAUUUCCAAGUGAUAGAUCUAGUUCACUUGAAGGCUUCCAUAACCACUUUAAAACCAAAAAUGUGUUGACAGUGGGAAGUGUAUCAAGCGAAGAAUUGGAUGAAAAUUACGUCCCAAUGAAUCCCAACUCACCACCACGACAACAUUCCAGCAGUUUUACAGAACCAAUUCAGGAAGCAAAUUAUGUGCCAAUGACUCCAGGAACGUUUGAUUUUUCUUCAUUUGGAAUGCAAGUUCCUCCUCCUGCUCAUAUGGGCUUCAGGUCUAGCCCAAAGACCCCUCCCAGAAGGCCAGUUCCUGUUGCCGACUGUGAACCACCACCUGUGGAUAGGAACCUCAAGCCAGACAGAAAAGCCAAGCCAGCACCCUUAGAAAUAAAACCUUUACCAGAAUGGGAAGAAUUACAAGCACCAGUUAGGUCUCCCAUCACUAGGAGUUUUGCUCGAGACUCCUCCAGGUUUCCCCUGUCUCCCCGACCGGAUUCAGUGCAUAGCACAACCUCAAGCAGUGACUCACAUGACAGCGAAGAGAAUUACGUUCCCAUGAACCCAAACCUGUCCAGUGAAGACUCACAAAAGAGCAGUGGCUCAGGCAGCAGUGUAGCAGAUGAGAGAGUGGAUUAUGUUGUCGUUGACCAACAGAAGACCCUGGCUCUAAAGAGCACCCGGGAAGCCUGGACGGAUGGGAGGCAGUCCACAGAAUCAGAAACACCAACCAAGGGUGUGAAAUGAAAAUACUGCUUUGCCACUUAGGAACAAAAGAGAACUGAAUUGUAAAGAUAAAUCCUGUCUGAAGAUGACUUGAUGCUUCUACUCUAGGUAGAUCCUCAAAUGAGUAGAGUUGAAGUCAAAGGACCUUUCAGGCAUAAUCAAGCAAUUUAGACUUAAAUAUGGUGCUUUGUGGUAUCUGAACAAUUCAUAACAUGUAAAUAAUGUGGGAAAAUAGUAUUGUUUAGCUCCCAGAGAAACAUUUGUUCUAUAGUUAACACACUUGUAGUAUUACUGUAUUUAUGCACUUUUUCAUUUAAAACAUUGUUUUGGGUAUUCCCAGUGUACAUUAACA
This is a messenger RNA of Propithecus coquereli (Coquerel's sifaka), 2329 nucleotides long. RefSeq names its product GRB2-associated binding protein 1 (gene GAB1). Lineage: Eukaryota; Metazoa; Chordata; Mammalia; Primates; Indriidae. The transcript is spliced from 9 exons. Bases 37 to 1998 code for a protein of 653 amino acids. The record is from RefSeq and is a predicted model, not a curated record.